Messenger RNA from Plasmodium gonderi, 3240 nucleotides. RefSeq lists its product as hypothetical. NCBI's taxonomy places the organism in Eukaryota, Apicomplexa, Aconoidasida, Haemosporida, Plasmodiidae. The record is from RefSeq and is a predicted model, not a curated record. The transcript has a single exon. Gene Ontology annotation, molecular function: chromatin binding; protein binding. Bases 1 to 3240 code for a protein of 1079 amino acids. Gene Ontology annotation, biological process: mitotic sister chromatid cohesion; replication-born double-strand break repair via sister chromatid exchange; synaptonemal complex assembly. Gene Ontology annotation, cellular component: synaptonemal complex; cohesin complex.
AUGGAUGUUUUAAGAAGGAAUAACGUGCUAAAUCCGAGAAUUAAAAGGAGCAGGAGUAUAAUUGAAAGGGAAGAAGGAAACCAGGAACAUAGCAGCAACAAUAAUCAUCAACUUGUCAUUUAUACGAAUUCUUUUAAGAACAAUUCGUUGUGUUAUGCAUGGAAUGCAUAUUUUGAUAAGAAUAAAAUAAAAAAAAAUAUUAUGGUUUGUUGCGAUUUAAAUAAAAUUUGUGAUGAUAUAUUAAAAGGAGUGGAGAACAAUAGUUUGACAAUUAAAACAUUUUCCUUUUUACUUAUUGGAGUAUGUAACAUAUACAAAAAGAAGGUAUAUUUUAUUGGUCAAGACUAUGAUUUUUUAAAAAGGAAAAUUCUGUCUCUAUACAAAAAUAAGGAUAGUGAUUUGAACGAUCCCACACUAACUAGUAAGGAUUCCAAGAGAAGAAAAAUAGGAAAAGACAAUGAAGACGAUAGUAAUAAAAACGGAAGUAAAAAAAGAUUAAACAGAAAUUCACUUAAUAUAAAAAGGGGAUCUCUCAGUAUGAACGAAUUCAUUCCAUCUGUAAUGGACGAUUUUACAGCAAGAAGAUCUCGAUUUUCCUUAAAUGCUGAUGAAAUAAGUAUUGCAGGAACGCAGAAUAAUGGAUAUAAUGACAUGUUUAAUGAUAAUGAAAUGAAUAAUCAAAUGCUUAUGGAUAUCUCUGGAAUAAAUUAUCUUAACUUUGACACAGGAGGAUAUGAUGAUAAUGAUAAUAUUAAUAGUAAUGAUAGAAUAAAUAAUAACCAUAUUAAUGUUAAUAAUGGAAGUAUAAGUAAUCGUAGUAGCAUGGGAAAUUAUCAUGUUAUGGAAAAGGCCUUAGAUGGUUCAUACAUUUCUAGAAAUAGCAUUCCUAUGAACAAUUUUGAUGGACUAAAUUCGCAUAAAUCAUUGUCCGAGGCAUUUAAUGACCCCAUGGAUAAUUUUAACAUCGAAAAUUCUAUAUUGAACAAUAUGAUUCCAAAGAAUAUGUUUCCCAAUUUGGAAGAUUCGAUGAAUGAAAGGAGCAAUAUGAUGGGAGAAUUCAAUAAUUUAGAACUGAAUUCAAUGCACAGGAGCGAUGGGUUCAAUUGUAUGAAUCGUUUCAAUGAUGGAUCGGCUAAAUUGGACAAUGCAGAGAGAGGGAAUUUCCUGAACGAUUAUACCAAUGUGGGAAAUGAACAAGCGUUCCACGGGUAUAACAAUGGUAUGGAUUCAUUUCAUCAACCUUUUGGAAACAUAAAUGCACAAGAAAAUGAAAACGGAAUUAUGCUGAACAGCAACAAUCGAAAUAAUUUAAUGAACAAUUUUAGUGGUAUUAUUAGCCCAUCUAGGAAUUUGUCUAAUGUACCUUACAACCUUUCUCCAGGAAAUAAGAAUUUCAUGGGAAUGUAUAAUAACAUGAAUACGUCAAUGAAUAACAGAAAUGAUCUAUGGAAUUUGAACCCGUUUAUGAGUAUGCAUUCAUUGAAUAACAAUAAUGUAGAUCCAAGAAAUAAUUAUCCUCAUUUUUCUCAAAGGAUUCCAAAUCAUAAUAAAUUUGGAGAUUUAGAUAUGAUGAGUAAUGUUAUGGUAGGAAGCAUGUUCAGUCCGCAAAAAAAAAAAAACAUGUCAAAGAAGAAUGACUAUUUGGGAGCCCUAAAUUUUGAAUCUUACCAUAAUUUUGAUUAUUUUGAUCAGAAGGAUGAUGAUGCAUUUAUUAAGAAAUUGAAUACAUUGCUUGGAUUGGAUGACGAUGAAGAAGAGAAGGAAGCAGAAAAAGGAAAAGUGAAUAAACCAGGUGAAGAUAAAGGAGUUGAUGAUGGAAAUAAUAUAAAUGACGAAGAGGGAAAACAGAAGAAUUCCAAAAUAACAAAUGCUGAGGAACAUACAAAUAACCAACUUCUUGUUAUUGAGGGUCAAGGUAAAGAUAAAGACAAAGAGGAAGCUUCUGUUCUGAAUGAAUCAUCAUCAAAUCAGCUUGUAGGGAAAAAAAGAAAACUAGAAAAACAUACUAUUGAUAAAAAUUAUAUGAUUAAAGAUUCAGUAAUGAAAACGAUGAUAAAAAAUGAAAGUGUAGACUAUAAGCAUUUUUUAAUAGAUACGAUAAACAACGAAAUAAAUGAAAUGAUGCAGAAGGAAUAUCCAUCAUUUAAUUAUUUCUUUUUGCAAACAAGCAAUGAUAAAAUAAGAGCAGUGCACAAAUUAGAAAUAAAUUUUGGUUAUGAAUCAAUGGAUUGCGAGAAGAAGAAAAAAAUAUUUGAAAGUUAUUUAGCGUGUUCAGCUAAUAAUAAAUCCUUUUUAUAUGAAAAUAAAAGUGUGUUUGAUCAUUUUAGUAUAAAAAAAUGUUUGGACAAUAUUGAUGAUAGUAUAAUGUCUAAUGAUAAUGAUACACUUUCUAAUCACUUCCUAUCAUUUGAUGGGAUUCACGAAGAAGGGACCAUGAAAAGUGAUAAUAAUAUGAUGAUGAAUUUUGAGGAAGUGCGAGAACAAUUUGAUGGAAUGCAAUUUGACAUGCAGAAUGUGAACUAUACAAAUGAGUAUAAAAAUAGAUUCAGUAUAGAUCCAUCUUUGUCGCAAAAUGAUCAGAUAGAUUUAAAUUUGAACGAUUUAAAUUUGAAUGAUUUAAAUUUGAACAAUUUAAAUUUGAACGAUUUAAAUGUGAACGAUUUAAAUGUGAACGAUUUAAAUGCGAAAGGUUUAAAUGAAAAGGAUGACAUGGGAUAUAGUUUACACUUAGAAAGUCAAAUGUCAAAAAGUUUAGUAAUACAAGGAGAAAAUGGUAUCACAGAAAAAAAUGACGAAAUGAGUGAAAAUGGAAACUUUUUAAAUGAUAGGCUGAAUUCCGAAUUUGAUCCCUCGACAACGUCCCCUUUAAAUUUGUCUAUUACAUCAAAUUAUGACUUCUCAAAUGUUUUUACUAAAGACAAUGAAAGUUCAGUACUGGAUGAUAAAAAUGUUCAAAUUGACAUAAAUUUAAAUCAAGACUUUGAUUUAAUUGUAAAGGAGUUACUGGAAGUGUAUAAAAAUUUAUCUACGAAAAUUAAUUACAUUUUUUUUGAUCUAAUAACAAAAAAUAGAAAAUCGAAGGAUGAAAUAUCUGUUCUGUUUUACAUCACUUUACACUUGGCAAAUUUGGGGUACAUACACAUUGUGCAGAAGCCUAUACUGCCCGACCAGUUGGCUUCUUAUAGUGAGAACUUCUCGAGGCCUAUAUUAAUUCAGUACGUAGGUCAGAGAGAUGAAUGA